CUCCUUUCAUAAGACGAAUGAAAUCCCAGAAACUCUUCCUUUCCAGCAGGCGUUUGUUGGAAGUUCUGCCCACUAAUUUCGAUCAACUUUUCUACGACAUAUAUUUACACAAAAGUCGAGUCUUUCCGGCAAACUUUCUGUGCGCGCGGAGAUAACGUCAUGCCCGAUGUGCUCGUGUCAUGAUCUGUACCUCCACUGAGCUGUGGUAUACAGCCCCGUAUACAGCACACACUCGAGGCUCCGCGACUCUACCGCUCUCAGCACUCUGACUUCCAACCUCAACAACGGUCAUCUACCUAAGAUUUUGCUCUUCACAUGAGCCUGCAGUCAAUCCUCUGGAUGCUCGUUCGACACGGCCAGAAAUUCAUGGUAUACCCGUCUGCUUACGAGCCCAAGCCGCGUACCCACGCACUGCAGGCAUAUUCCUCCCCUCCGAGCUCGGUCUCGCAUACACGAACCUCGAGCUGCGCACGUCCGACAAAGUCAAACUCAGAUGCUUCUUCCUGCGGUACGCCGACCAGUCCGCGGCACGAAUACGUCAGUGCACACACGAGGACAUCAUUGAGGACGAGGCGCCGCCGGAUUUCCCUGUACGCAGCGUGGCGUGGUGUGUGGCUGGUGGGAAGCUUACGACGCGUGCAUAUAGAAUACGGGGCAGCUCUCUGCUGGCACGGUUGUCGUGUUCCAUGGGAACGGGAUGAAUUGUGGGGAUAUGAGCUUCGCAGCGAAACGGUUCUUAUUCGGUGGAUGUGAUGUGCUCAUCGUGUCUUAUCGAGGGUACGCAGAAUCUGAAGGCAGCCCACACGAGAAGGGCCUGCGGCUCGAUGCGCAAGCUGCAUUAGACCACGUUCUCGCUCAGCCAGACCUCGCCAAAAGGCCCAUUAUCCUCUAUGGCACAUCUCUCGGCGGAGCCGUCGCCAUCGACCUCGCAAGUCGCAAUCCCGAGACCGUCUCUGCGAUCAUCGUCGAAAACACGUUUCUCUCCCUCCCUCGCGUCGUGCGCGACUGGCCGGUCAUCGGGCCCUUCUCAUUCCUGUGCUUCCAGCGCUGGGACUCGGCAUCCAAGAUCAAGCGAAUUCCGCGCAGCACACCCAUCUUGAUGCUCAGCGGCGCUCAAGAUGAGAUCGUGCCCCCGAAGCACAUGUCGGCGCUGUGGGAUCUGGCGCAAAAACGGGGUCCCCAGGGCUCGCAGAAGGAGUGUGACCGAUUCGAGUCGUUUGGGGAGGGCUGUCAUCCGGAUACUUUCACAUGUCCGGGCUAUUGGGAGAAAGUGAGCGAGUUUCUGCGGGUCGUGAGUGACAAGCACGGGACUCGAUGAUCUCUAGAUCGUCAUGUCUCCAAGCCCGAGGCUCAAGCCUUGAUGAUGGAUGUCACUUUCGAUUUUGCACAUACUAGUCAGCGUGGAUCGGUGGGAAGCAAUGUAGAACUCUCGGCGGGCAAGUCAGAUCGUGGAGAGUGUUCUAUAUUUGGGGUUACCGGAGACACAUUGGGUCUUGAGCACGGAAUCUGCCGGAAAGACCAGGGUAUCUACUAGAUAUCGUGGAAGCAGUCAUUAGCGAGACGAUGCGGCUCCAGACUCUACGCUUCAGGCUCAGCGGUUUCGAACGUGAAUGAGAAGAGACACCAACUUCACCUAGCUCAGAAUGAGUCCGAUUCUCUCAUUCGUGCAAAGUUUGUCAACAUGCUCAAGAGAGAAGCGUAGAAAACGAGAUUCUCCAAGUAGAAAAUGGGCGCCUUCACGUCAGAAGGACAUUUCAAAGUGAAAUGACUGUUUCUAAUCCAUUCAAGUCUGCAAAGUGAACGUGAAUGAGUGGCGAUCCUAGCUUUUCACGAGGUGCCAGCAAAAGUUGCUUUUCGGACUUGUUUGUAAAAAGGAAAUACAUUGUGUCCACUAGAUUUCUCAUGUCCCUGGGUGUUUUUCUUCAAGGAAAGAAACAUUUACGCUGUCGUUGAGAUUUUAGUAUCUUGUCGUGAAUACUUUUAGAUUUGUAAACUUUGC
Messenger RNA from Mycena citricolor, 1999 nucleotides. Lineage: Eukaryota; Fungi; Basidiomycota; Agaricomycetes; Agaricales; Mycenaceae. The record is from the annotation of a GenBank genome assembly.